Pocillopora damicornis (cauliflower coral) is the source of this 2812-nucleotide messenger RNA. RefSeq names its product potassium voltage-gated channel protein Shaw. Gene Ontology annotation, biological process: potassium ion transmembrane transport; action potential; protein homooligomerization. Gene Ontology annotation, cellular component: membrane; voltage-gated potassium channel complex. Gene Ontology annotation, molecular function: protein binding; delayed rectifier potassium channel activity. The record is from RefSeq and is a predicted model, not a curated record. NCBI's taxonomy places the organism in Eukaryota, Metazoa, Cnidaria, Anthozoa, Scleractinia, Pocilloporidae.
AAUGACUCUAUCUUGUAGUUUCUUCCCGGCAACAAUGACUGCAAGUUGAUGUUAAAUAAACCACAGACGCGUUGAGUUGUGUACUAAAUCCACCUCGUGUUUCAGGUGAGAAGUCUUUUGGGACCACAUGAAAACUAGACAGAGAUUUGAAAUAAUACCUCGCGUGGUCGACACAUCUCAGCGAAGGAUCAUUUUAAACGUUGGUGGACGAAAACAUGAGACUUAUCUGAGUACGGUCAAAAAUUAUCCAGAUACCCGACUGUACUGGGUCGUGGAAAAUGUUACGAAAGCUAUCGAUUAUGACUCGGAAAGAAUCGAGCUGUUCUUUGAUCGACAUCCAGGCAUAUUUGAGCAAGUUUUGAACUACUAUCGUACGGGUAAACUGCAUUGUCCGCACGAUGUUUGUGGUCCUCUGUUCGAGGAAGAACUCGCAUAUUGGGGCAUCGACGAAAAAGAAAUGGAACACUGUUGCUGGACUUCGUACACUCAGCACAGAGAAGCAGAGCAUAACUUAAAAAGUUUUAAUGUCCCUGAUGGUGAGCAAGAUCAGGAUACAGAUUUGGAAAGCGACAGAAUGGAGGAUUCAACUCCUGCAAGGGACUGUGGCCGCCCUUUCACUUGGUGGACGAAAUAUCAACCUAAGAUUUGGCCAAUUUUGGAAGAGCCCCAUUCUUCUAAAGCUGCUAAGAUACUUUCAAUCAUCUCCAUAACGCUGAUCCUAUUGUCCGUGGGCACAUCUUGUGCUCUAACUCUACCCCAGUUCUCUAAGCAUUCAAGAUCAGUCCAAGGUCCCGCAGCUCCUGCAAGGGAUUCCACCACAGUAACCAUCUUCACUAUAAUUGAAUUCUUCUGCGGUAUUUGGUUCACUUUAGAACUAGUGUUACGGAUUAUCUUUUGCCCAAGACGACGCGUCUUUUUCCGAAUGGUUACAAACUGGAUCGAUAUCUUGUCGGUGAUGCCGUUCUAUAUUCGUAUUCUCGCUCCUGAUGGUGUAUCGCAGAUUGCCGAUGCACUCCUUAUGAUUCGACUUCUCCGACUUUUCCGCUUUUUUCGAUUGCUCUACGGUCUUCAAAUACUGUUGCACACGUUAAAAGCAAGCUCGUACGAGCUGGGACUUCUCUUACUGAUUUUGUUCAUACCAGUGAUUUUAUUCUCAUCAAUCAUCUAUUACGUAGAGCGUACCAUGGAUGACAUCCCCACGAAAUUUCGUUCAAUCCCAGAAUCCUUUUGGUGGUCACUUAUAACAAUGACCACUGUCGGCUAUGGCGACAUAACACCAAAUACGUGGCUGGGAAAAAUUAUCGGAGGAGCAUGCGCAGUUUGUGGCCUUCUUGUGGUCGCUCUUCCAAUAUCCAUAAUUGGAAGCAAUUUUAAUCUUUAUUAUGCGCACGCUCAAGCAAGGCUUAAACUUCCGAGACGAAAAAAUAAAGUUUUGUUAAAUUCCAUAACUUCGGACUUUUCGAAUCGCGGAAAUUUGUCUGGUGUCAGGCGUAGAGGAUUACGUAUUCGUAGUAACGUCAGCCGUGAACCUGAAGAGGAUGAUUGCCUAAUGUCUGACAUGUUGGCCAGUCAUUCAUCUCGGCAAAAUAGCCUUGCAAAGCAAAGUCCCGGUGAGGUAAAGCGAAACUCGACAACCUGGAGUAUUCCGUCCAGCAAAUCGGAUAACGAGGGAAAAACCUCUCCAACGUCAACAAGGCCGACCAGAGAACGUCGAAUCAGCCGGAAUGAGAGAGUGGUUCCAAGACUUGGAGAUCUACCCGAAAAGGAUGAAACAGAGGAAAAUGACGGUCAAGAUGAUAACCAUCAGGUUUCAAAGCAAGAUUCCAUUAUGAACAACAAUGUCAGGAACAGUUUAGGUGUGCCAGGUGUUUCUCAUGUCAUACCCAAAGAUCGCCUGCCACUUUGGAUAGCAGAAAAUGGAAAAAAUCAACGUGUACGAUCCUUCAGCGUUCCGUCGAACUCAAACAUGUCUUUUCCUGAGGCGCCUCCACGCAAAACACAGUCUCAAAACUCUCACGUUUGUAAACGAUGCUCUCUACCGAAAGACACCCAAAGCAUCUGUGGAGAAGACAACAGAAAAUGCUCAUCUGGAGAAGUUUGCUGUUGCGCAGAAAAAGAUGAGAUACCUCGAGGAUCGCGAAAUAACUCAACGUACACGAUAUUCAUUCCAGGUGCUGACGAAGGUGUACAAGUGAGUACAGAAAGCUUACCAUCCUGGAGCAGAGAACUUCCUUUCGAAGGAAUCUCACCCAUUCAACUUGAUGUUGUACCUUGUUGGAAAAGAAGGAGAUUUUCAGACGAAGACAGCGAACCAGAUAAUCUAAAUGAAGCUGAUGAGCGAGAAACUCUUGUAAGUGAGUUAAGUGACAGCAGAACUGUUUUGGAUGGUAAAAGGAAAGAACCCAAUAAACAGCCUACCAUGUUAUAUAUAGAUAUGCCAGGGAGACAUGGCAAUAUUACUGAAAAUGAAACUUCAAUUUAAUUGAAUGAGGAAGUGUCGUAGAAAAAGGAAGCAGAUAGAAAAAAAAGCUACUGACAGGCAGCUUGGACAGAGCUUCUUGAGGCCUAUGGCCAAAUGUGCAUCUCAAUACCCUAAGGGGAAGGGAAGGCGGCAUUACCUUAUAUGGCUUCGUGGGAAUAUACCGGUAAACAAGAUAUGGUAGUCGUGGUUUUGAGCCUGUAAAUGGAUUUUGAGUUUUACGAUUUAUCGUCGUAACAGUGUUUUCUGAACUAGAAGUCUUUCCAACUUUGUACCCCCAGGCAAAGACUUUCUUUCCUCUUGCAGAUGAAAUACAUUAAGAAUUUGUAAAGU